Molecule: messenger RNA, 1353 nt
Organism: Quercus robur (English oak)
Lineage: Eukaryota; Viridiplantae; Streptophyta; Magnoliopsida; Fagales; Fagaceae
Product: NADP-dependent D-sorbitol-6-phosphate dehydrogenase-like
Exons: 6
Coding region: 155-1084 (309 amino acids)
Molecular function (GO): aldose-6-phosphate reductase (NADPH) activity
Source: RefSeq, a predicted model, not a curated record
AGCAUCAGUACAUUCUUUAUCAACAAAGAACAGCCAAAAACUGACCUCGUUAUAUACACUCACAACAAUCCUCUCUCUUUGAGCUGCAAACAUUAAAAAAAGGCUGAGAGGCAGAGAGUUAAAGAGGGUUUAGUUGUGUCUCAAAACUGAAAAAAUGGCUGUAACACUCAGCAGUGGGUUCAAGAUGCCCUUAGUGGGCUUCGGUGUUUGGCGUGUGGAAGGCAAGGACAUCAAGGACCUUGUUAUCAAUGCCAUCAAAAUUGGGUAUCGCCAUUUUGAUUGUGCUGCUGAUUACAAGAAUGAAACCGAAGUUGGAGAGGCACUUGCAGGAGCAUUUCAGUCCGGACUUGUGAAGAGAGAGGAUCUUUUUAUUACUACAAAGCUUUGGAAUUCAGACCAUGGUCAUGUUUUUGAGGCCUGUAAAGACAGUUUGAAGAAGCUUCAGCUAGAUUAUCUGGAUCUGUACCUUGUUCACUUCCCUGUAGCUACCAAGCAUACCGGCGUGGGUACCACUGACAGUGCUUUGGAUGAGGAUGGUGUGCUGGAAAUAGAUACAACCAUAUCUCUUGAAACCACCUGGCGUGCUAUGGAAGAUCUGGUUUCCAAGGGUUUAGUUCGCAGCAUUGGGAUCAGCAACUACGAUAUCUUUCUAACUAGAGAUUGCUUAGCUUACUCCAAAGUGAAGCCUGCUGUGAAUCAAAUCGAAACACAUCCCUAUUUUCAACGUGAUUCCCUUGUCAAAUUUUGUCUGAAGCAUGGUGUUAGUAUUACAGCUCACACUCCUCUAGGAGGUGCUGCAGCCAACACUGAAUGGUUCGGUUCAGUGUCAUGUUUGGAUGAUCCAGUUCUCAAAGGACUGGCUGCAAAAUACAAAAGAACUGUGGCUCAGAUUGUUCUUCGAUGGGGCAUCCAACGUAACACGGUCGUCAUUCCAAAGACAUCAAACCUUAAGAGAUUGGAAGAGAAUUUCCAAGUUUUUGACUUUGAGCUAACCAAGGAGGACAUGGACCAGAUUAAAAGUUUGGACAGGAAACAUCGAACCAAUACUCCUGGAAAGUUUUGGGGCAUAGAUUUGUAUGCAUAACUGCAUCGGCAAUUCUAAUCCUGCAAGAAUAAGAGUUUUGGAGCUAUUGGAAAUCCUUUGGAUUUGAACUGGCAUUCGAAACAUUUAAACUAUUAUUUUAGUUACUUUUCCAUAGCUCUUUAGAUCUUUUCAGUUUGAAAGCAAUGCUUGCAAGUUUAUUAUAUCAUGAGCACUAAACUCUGUAAUGUGAUGGUUCAUACCUGCAUCUUGGCUCUGUGGUGGAAUUACUUUUGUGCUUAAAACAGCUUAAGAAUCUAAUCAUUUUAACA